Messenger RNA from Zea mays, 1121 nucleotides. RefSeq lists its product as uncharacterized. Lineage: Eukaryota; Viridiplantae; Streptophyta; Magnoliopsida; Poales; Poaceae. The transcript has 2 exons. The record is from RefSeq and is marked validated. Gene Ontology annotation, biological process: mitochondrial proton-transporting ATP synthase complex assembly. Gene Ontology annotation, cellular component: mitochondrial membrane. Bases 77 to 862 code for a protein of 261 amino acids.
CCCGCAGCAUCCCCAUUUCUCCGUCCCAAAACCCUAGUCUAGUCCCCCCACACCUGGAUCCAUCGGGUCGGAGGCCAUGACGACGGCGAGGCUCCGAUCCUCGGCCUCCCUCCGCGGGGCUCUCCUCCGCCACUUCUCCGUGGGUCCCGCCUCGACUCCGCGCGCCGUCUCCCGGGUCCCAGAUUUCCAGGUUCCUCAGUCUAUUAUGUGGAGGCAUUUCGCAACGUCCAGGCCUAAUUCUCUUGCAAGACGCGACAACUUUGGUCUGAUGGCCUGUUUGCACGCUCAGAUACGAUGCGCUUCGCAGGCUGCUGCUGUGAAAGAAACCGAAUCCAGUAGCAGCAAGAUAAGCAUCGGGCCCAAACCAAAACAGAUCAAGGAGGAUGACGAGGAUGCUAACCUGGUAUACCAAGGGCCAAUAUCAUCGACCAUAAAGAAAGUGAAGCUUCUCUCCCUGUCCACCUGCUGCCUCUCCGUGUCGCUGGGGCCAGUGGUAACAUUCAUGACUUCGCCUGACAUGAAUGUGAUCCUCAAGGGAGCGGUUGCAUCCACCGUCAUUUUCCUCAGCGCCACUACGACUGCAGCGUUGCAUUGGUUCGUGAGCCCGUACAUUCACAAGCUCCGGUGGCGUCCUGGUUCGGAUAGCUUUGAGGCCGAGGUGAUGACAUGGCUAGCUACUCCCCUCAAAAGGACUGUCAAGUUUGCCGAUGUCAGGCCUCCUGAAACAAACAGGCCCUUUGUCACCUUUAAGGCUGAGGGGAACUUCUACUUUGUUGAUGCUGACCACUUCUCGAACAAGGCAUUGUUGGCUAGGCUAACGCCGCAGAAGCUUCCUCAUGAGUCUGCGUUCAAGAACUUGUGAUUGAAAGUUGUUCCGCUUGCCCAUGCCUGCACCCUUUUAGGCCGUUUUGAGAACAUUUCUGUGACAACUCUUCCUGCUAAUACUUUCCUGAAGAUGUGUUACUAUAUAUUUGUACUGUUGCGUAACAUUCUCUAUGUGGAGAAUUGCUAGCUGCUUGUGUCGAGCAGUUUUAGUUUAGGAAACACUAUGAGGUCUGGUAAACAGUUGAGUCUGCAUUUUGAAUAAGUAGAUGGCCAGAUAUCUGCCUGGGAUCCUUAAA